AAGAGGCUGGGAGGUGAAGAGGGGGGUCUUCUCCCCCGGGUUGUGGAGAUAAAAGCAAGGCAAAGCUCCCUGCCUGGGAAUUUCCCAUGCCUGUAAGUGGAUUAAGCUGGAGGGGAAGGUGUGUUGCCGGGGGGGGGGAAGAAGGGAGAGGAAGCAGAUCAGGAUUUAUUUGUUCUCUUAUUGCAAAAAAAAAAAAAAAGCUGCUGGUUGUGACUUUUGAAGCAGGAGGUCAGAAAGCACGGGGUUCCCCUGAUAACGCACACACCCUGUAAACUUUUAAGCAGCUCCAUGGAAACUUGUUAUUAAUGCUGCAGUCAUUAAAAGGCGCAGACCACGGCAGAUUUAUUAGCCCAGUAAACCACAACACGUGCCAGCUCUCUGGAAACAAAAGGGUCCGUCAACUUUACUCCUCUGCUUGGGAUUUGGGAAGGCUGGGAGGAAAGCGGCGAGGAUGGAGCCGGUGGCUUGUGUCGUGGGGAAGUGGCAUCGCCUCCGUUAACCGACGCUCCCCAUCGCGGUUAGCUAACGUAAUUUGGUGGCAGCGAAGGCGUUCGAGCACGGGUGGAACGAGAGCACGGCGAGCCGCGCCGAGCUCACGGCGUUCAUCGCGGCAGCCCGGCGAGGAGCCUCCAGUCUCUGGAGUCGAAAGAUUUCCCCGGGUGUCUGCCAUGAUAAAUCAGCUGCCGUUAGCCUGAAUAACCGCAUUCACUGAAGUUACAGUAGGAAACUUGUCUGGGUGGACACUGUGCCAUUGCUCUGCAGAGAGCAGCCGGUGCUGAUCGCUGGCAUCGCGCUGAAAUAUUGCAUUGAUCGCCGCUCCAAAGCUCGCUUGGCAGCGCGCGGAGCUUUAUUGCAGCGGUAGAGAGCAGAGCGAAUACCGGGAGAAGAGGCACUGUGGACAGGCAGGGUUAGACCAACGCCUCGCCGAUCUCUCCGGGAAUAAGGAGCGCGCUGGAUGUGUUAGAUGCUGGAAGGACUCGGAGGGAGCCUGGUAGGAAAAAGCAUCCUGUGCUCCCCCAGCCCUGCAGCGAACAGCAGCGUGUGCCGCCCCGGCGCGAGACAGAGCUGGAAAAAAAGGUCAACAAUGCAGUUCCUAGCCUGGUUCAAUUUGCUGCUUCUCCUUCCUUGUUUCGGUACCACCAAAACCUGCUUCCCCGGCUGCCACUGCGAAGUGGAAAGCUUUGGUCUCUUUGACAGCUUUAGCUUGACCAAGGUGGACUGCAGUGGAAUAGGCUCACACAUUGUUCCUGUCCCAAUCCCUCUGGAUACCUCCUACUUGGAUCUAUCAUCAAACAAACUGGAAACAAUCAAUGAAUCGAUGCUUACUGGCCCUGGAUACACCACCUUGGUGAGCCUCGACCUGAGCUACAAUAAAAUUGCCAAGAUUUCCUCCACAACCUUCUCCCGGCUUCGGUACCUGGAGUCCUUGGAUCUGAGUCAUAACUCUCUGGAAGUCCUUCCAGAGGACUGUUUCUCCAGUUCUCCUCUGGGCGACAUAGAUUUGAGCAAUAACAAGCUUUUGGAUAUAGCAAUGGACAUUUUUGCUUCAAAAGGUCAAGGAAAACCCCUGAAUGUGGAUCUGUCCAAUAAUAUGCUCAGCACAAUUACGAGGCACCGUGAAAAGAGCAUCCCCAACAUCCAGAACUUAAAUCUUUCUGGAAACAGGCUAAUGUCUGUGCCAAACCUUCAAGGCAUUCCUCUCCGAUACUUAAAUCUUGAUGGGAACCCUCUAGUCAAGAUUGAGAAAGGAGACUUCACGGGGCUGAAAGAUUUGAUUCAUUUAUCCCUCAGUGGCCUGCGUGGCUUUGGAGAGUUUUCUCCUUAUAGCUUCAAGGAACUACCAGCCCUCCAAGUUUUGGAUUUAUCCAGCAAUCCUGACCUGAAGUCACUGACUGCUGAAGUUAUCUUUGGUCUGAACGCCCUACAAGAGCUCAACCUCUCUGGGACAGGCGUGUCAUCCUUGCCAAAGACUGCGCUGAAAUACCUACCUUCCAUCAAAAGCAUCACCUUGGGGAAGAACAUACAGUGUCUUAAGACCAUCAAAGAAGGACAGUACCACCGACAAAUUGGGCUGACCAAAAAAGAGGUCCUCAGUUGCCACGACAGCCACGGAGAGCCAUUGCUCAGAGAUGAUGUGCAGCAGAGCAAGGGAAGCAGAGGGGUCUGCCAACAGCCGCAUCUCACCCAGGAACCAGCCUCCGAUGAAGCAAAUUAACUGAAGAGAUCAGGUAGCCUAGCUUAAAAAAAAAAAAAAAAAAAAAAAAAAAAGAAUAAAAAUCCCUCCUCCCUUUCUGGGGAAGCUUGGAAGAAAACCUUGACAGGGAUUCUCGUUUUGACGACCUUAUCAAACCAAGAUGCAGACCCAGAGGACGUGAGAGUAAGCUGCUUCCACGCUGACGUCCACCAUCUGAGCACAACAUCUGCGACUCAGCUGGGCUCGUGUGAGGCAAUUUCCAGCGCCGAAAAACUCUCCAGAACAUGCCAGGGGAAGAAUUAACACUGACGCCUGGGACCCUGGAGCGCUUUGCCUAUCGGGGAAAAAUCUUGGGGGGUUUUUUGCAGAGUUGUGGCUUUUCUUUCUCUCACACAGCUCCUUGGCUGCCAACUGAAAUCUGAUAAAAAGCCUCAGAGAUUUACUCCUUUUUUACUCCAUUGCUGAAAUGCUGGCAAAGUAAAGGGGAACCCCUCUCGUCCCUCUUUUCCAGGCUAGGAGAAAGUGGGGGAAGGCAGCACGGCAUGACUCAAUGCCAUGUGGGAAGCCUUCAACUUGCUUAUAGGAGCUCCUGCGAUGGAGGUGUCUGGUCCACAUCUAGCACGCUCCAUCCUGGGGAUGGGAAGGGAUGUUGUGGAUGGGGGUCCUGCUCGGGUUGGUCUGCAGCUUGGUCUCUAAACCCAGCCUUGCAUCACGGCAACCUCCAAUGUUUGAAGCUGGUUUAGGGAGGUCCGCGCAAAGGUGAUACAGAUAUCAAUCCAUCCCACAACCCUCCUUGGGAGCGUUGGGAGGAGCUCAGGCUUCAUCCUCACACCCCCAAAGGUCUUUGCGAACGGAAACCCUGUUGCCCAAAGCAGCUCUCUCCAGGGAUGGUUGAAAUCUACUGACCCCAUAAAAGGCAGAGUCAACACCUCACUUUGGAUACUGAAAUCCCUCUCUCACAUUUUCAUCCAUCUCCUUUUCAAUCAUGGAUCUUAGGGUGGGAUUUUAACCCUUUAUUUCAGUGCUGAAGGUUUUCCCUCUCUACUGAGCCUUUGCAAUGCUCGACCAGCCUUCACAGUCACAGGAAACAUUGAUUUUCUUAAAAAGGCAAUGGGACUGCCUAGAGGCAGGGAUCUGGAGGGGAACAGUAACCAACUACAGUGCAAGAUGGGGGCAGUUUGGGAGGGAGGAGGUGUUUUUUAGUAGCUCUUGCCUUUUUAAGAGAAUUCUUUUCUGCUGGCAGAAAAUGUAAUUUUUUUAAAAGUUGUUUAAUUUUAUAAGUCUGUACGUAGAUGAAAUGUUUCGGGGAUCACGUACUGUCAAAGUUACUGUCUUUGCACCACUGUGGUAAGUUUAAAACCCAAUGUGACAAUCCAAUUGAAGACUGCAAGAUUUCCUUGUGUAAUCUCACACUAGCUGCUAGCUAAACAAGUCUUAGCAAAAGCUGGCAAAUACCGUCGCUGUGUUUGUUUUUUUAAAGAACCUCUGCAGCAUUGUAAGGCUUUGUGAUUACUCACAAUAUAAUAAAGCGAUUUGGAGGAGAAUAAA
Molecule: messenger RNA, 3742 nt
Organism: Aquila chrysaetos chrysaetos
Lineage: Eukaryota; Metazoa; Chordata; Aves; Accipitriformes; Accipitridae
Gene: TSKU
Product: tsukushi, small leucine rich proteoglycan
Exons: 4
Coding region: 965-2215 (416 amino acids)
Molecular function (GO): protein binding
Source: RefSeq, a predicted model, not a curated record